ACCAACCAUGUUCUAAAUAUGUAUGCAAAGAAACAUUCUUGUUUUUCUAUCAUAAUUAUUUUCCAAGUGUGGUGAUAAUAUUCCCUAUGCGUGUAAACUGUUCGACGAAAUGUAUGAAAGAAACACUGCUUUUGGAUUAGCGUUAAUCUUUGGCUAUGAGCACUUUACCUGUUUUUUUCUUCGUAACUGUUUAUUUCUUCAUUUUUUUUAAAUACUUUUGUGUUUUUGUGUUUGCAUUGGUUUUCCAUUUUGUUAUUUUGGUUCUUCAAAUUUUGCCUAAACCUCGUAUUAGAAGAAAACAGAAAAAGGAGAAAAUGUAACUUUCAAGGGUAUUGUAUUUGUAGCAAUCUAUGUAAAAUUUAGAACGUAUAGCAUUUGUAAAUUUUUUGAAUAAUAGAAUAUUAUUUAUAGCUUUCAAACGUUUGCUAUUAUUUUGGGACAUAAAAGAAGAUUUGGAUAAAUUAUUGUGUUUUGUUUUAGUGAAACUUAUUAAGAUUGUUGUUCUACUUUGUCCAUCUACCGAUCAAUUAUUUUCUCUUUAUUUAUUGAUUUUUGUGUUCAAUUUUAGUUCGGAUUGUUGUUGUAUGAUCAAUUUGAUAUUUAAUUGAAUUAUAUAAUGCAUAUCUUACACAAGCUAAAGGACAAAACCAUAACUGCUAGCUUUGAAACCACUUGCUGUUAACAUCUCUACAGUCUCCAUCUAAUGCUUACUCAUCUGAUUUGGGUACCAAUUAUUCAUUGUCAAUCUUUUUACUCUCAUAAGAAUACUUUAUAAUCCUAAUUAUUUCCUAUCCAAAAUUGAAGGUUCUAUUUGAAGACUCAUCGUAUCUUUUCCUCUAAUGUGUUUUCUCAAACGGAAAAUUAUGAUCAACAAGUGAUGGUAAAGUGCAGCAAGAAGUUUCUCCAUUUACAACACUCAAAUUCUUCUACACAAAACAAGCAGCCCAGCGAAAAAAGCUCAACAGUCCAUACUUGGUGAAGCUUCAAGCCAUGCUGGAAGACAAAUUCUAGUGACAUUAAAUAAGUAGACUAGCCUGAGGACAGUCUCCAUAUCCAUGCCCCCAAUUUGAAAUGUGUUGCUCAUCUCUCAUGGCUCUUAACAAUCAUUUCUCAACCAAAUGUGUUCUUUUGUCCGAUCCUCUAGUGCAACAAUCUUAUAUGGUUAUUUCCCAGAAGUUAUAUGAAGCCAUGAAAACUUGUUCAGCUCUCAGGUCCAUUCCCAUUGCUCGAAAACUCCAUGGUCAACUCAUCUCCUUAGGCUUGAACAAUUCGACUUUCCUUCAAAACCAUCUCUUGCAUAUGUACUCCAGUUGCAACUUGAUUAAUGACUCCUGCCGUGUUUUCAGUAGUAUUGAAUACCGUAAUGUUUUCAGUUGGAACACAAUGAUUAAUGCUUUGGUUAAUUCUGGUCAAAUGAGAGAAGCAGAGAAGCUGUUCGAUGAAAUGCCUGAGAGAGAUCAUAUAUCUUGGACUACCAUGAUGUCUGGCUAUUUCCAUAAUGGACAACCAGGGGAAACCAUGAAAGUUUUUGCUACAAUGAUCCGGUGUUGUGGUUCUGUUUCUGACCCAUUUUCGAUUUCUUGUGCGAUGAAGGCUUGUGGUAGUCUUGGCCUGAUCAAAUUAGCUCGCCAAUUGCAUAAUCUAGUGGAGAAAUUGGAUUUCAGAAGCAACAUGCCUAUACAGAGUUCUGUUAUUGAUAUGUACAUUAAGUGCAGUGCAGUAGUUUCUGCUGAGAAUUUUUUUUUAAGAAUUCGAACACCUAGUUUGUUUUGUUGGAAUAGUAUGAUUUAUGGUUACUCUAAACUUUAUGGGGUUGGAAGAGCCUAUAAUAUGUUCAACCAUAUGCCUGAACGAGACAAUGUAUCAUGGAACACGAUGAUUUCAAUCUUCUCUCAACAUGGUCUAGGAGCUGAGAGUCUUAGUACGUUUGUUGAGAUGUGGAACAAUGGUUUUAGGCCCAAUCCAAUGAAUUAUGCUAGUGUACUUAGUGCUUGUGCCAGCAUAUAUGAUCUUGGUUGGGGUAGCCAUUUGCAUGCUCGGAUUCUUCGUAUAGAAGAGAGUCUAGAUGUUCAUGUGGGCAGUGGUUUAAUAGACAUGUACGCAAAGUGUGGACGAUUAAACUUUGCACGGCAGGUGUUUAACAGCUUGACAGAACAUAAUGCAGUGUCGUGGACUUCUUUGAUCGGUGGAGUUGUACAGUUUGGUCUUGCAGAAGAAGCUUUGUUUCUGUUUAACCAAAUGAGAAAGGGUUCUGUUGCAGUAGAUGAUUUUACAUUGACCACAGUUCUUGGGGUUUGUUCUGGUCAUAAGUAUAUUUUUGUUGGCGAACAGCUCCAAGGAUUUACAGUCAAGGCUGGAAUGAACUACUCUGUACCCCUGGGGAAUGCUCUUGUUACAAUGUAUGUGAAGUGUGGAGAUACUUAUAAAGCAAAUAAAGCUUUUGAGCUUAUGCCAAUUAGAGAUAUAAUAUCAUGGACAACAAUGAUUACUGGAUACUCUCAGGCUGGUAAUGUUGAAAAAGCCCGAGAAUAUUUUGAUAAAAUGCCAGAUCGAAAUGUCAUCACAUGGAAUUCAAUGUUAGGCACAUAUGUUCAGAAUGGUUUUUGGGAAGAAGGUCUCAAGCUGUAUAAGUUGAUGAGAAGAAAAGGGGAAAAUCCUGAUUGGAUCACUUAUGCAACCGUUAUGAGUGCUUGUGCCAGUUUAGCAGUACUUAAACUUGGAACCCAAAUUGUUGCUCAUGCUGAAAAGUUGGGGUUUGGCUCUAAUGUCUCAGUUGCCAAUAGUUUCAUUACUAUGUAUUCAAAAUGUGGACGUGUUGAAGAUGCUCAAAAAGUUUUUGAUUCUAUAUGUGAUAAGAAUUUGAUAUCCUGGAAUGCGAUAAUGGUGGGAUAUGCUCAGAAUGGCCAUGGCAAUAAAGUGAUUGAAAUUUUUGAGGAUAUGUUGAAGACAAAUUGCAAACCAGAUCAUAUAAGCUAUGUAUCUGUACUUUCAGGUUGUAGUCAUUCUGGACUUAUAAAUGAAGGGAAGUAUUACUUCAAUUCAAUGACUAAUGAUUUUGACAUUUCCCCUACAUUAGAGCAUUAUGCUUGUAUGGUGGAUCUGUUUGGUAGAGCUGGAUUACUAGAGGAGGCCAAGAAUUUAAUUGAUGAAAUGCCCUCUAAACCAAAUGCUACUAUUUGGGGGGCUCUGCUAAGUGCUUGCCGGACCCAUCACAACUCUGAAUUAGCAGAAUUUGCAGUGAAGAAUUUGCUUGAAUUAAAUGUUAAAGACUCUGGAUGUUAUGUCCUUUUAGCCAAUAUAUAUUCAGAAUCUGGAAAACUAGAGGACUUUGCAAAUGUGAGAAAACUUAUGAGGGAGAAAACAAUUCAGAAGAAUCCAGGUCGUAGUUGGAUAGAAGUUGACAACAAGGUACAUGUGUUCUUUGUCGAUGACACUAAUCAUCCGCAAAUCACGGACAUCUAUAAAAUGCUGGAGGAGACUAUUAAGAAAAUAGAAAGUACAGGACUCUAUGUUAGUCCUACAAACGCUCUUCGUUCUCCAUGCUACCACAGUGAAAAACUUGCUGUGGCUUUUGGGCUAAUGAGCCUACCUACUUGGAUGCCAAUCCAUGUAAUGAAAAAUCUUCGAGUUUGCCGUGAUUGUCACCAGGUAAUAAAGCUCAUUUCCCUUGUAACCUCAAGGGAACUUGUAGUGCGAGAUGGAUACCGCUUCCACCACUUCAAGAAUGGAUGUUGCUCCUGUGGAGAUUUCUGGUGACCUUGAAAAUGUGUUCAUUUCUUUUAGUCUCAUUUGUGACUGUUAUUUCCCAUAUUCCUUUUUCUGCAUACAAAUGUUCAAGAGCAGAACCAUUUGAGUGUUCAUGAUACAAGCCAUAGUCUUGGACAAUGAAAGAAAAUUUUAACUGGUUAUAAUUGAGCUAGUCCAAAAUGAGAUCAGAGAAAUUUGCUUCACACCGGAUCUCUCUCCAGGUGCAUGGUGAUGAGGAUUAUGGUUCUUGUAAUGCCAAUGAUGCUGCAGGUCGAUCAAACACACACCUACAUGCUGCAAUUUCGCAGCUCACAACCUUGCUAAGUGGGCUUUGAGAACCGGUUUCGAAUGCUGCCUGGCAAUGAGCUUACUCCCAGAGGCCAGAGGGUCUUCUUAAUGACCAUGAAGCUUAUGUCUUCGCCACUUAGCUGAAGCCUUUGUUGUCUUACUGGUUUCUUGUUUGUUCUUUCUUCUGGGUCUUAGGAUACCAGUUGUCAGAAAAAAAAAAUGAUGACAGUAACAGGUCUGAGUUACUUAAUGGAGAGUCCUUAUCCAAAGAUUCUGCAUUGUGUCAUUGCAAAGUAUAUUGUGGGACACUAUAUUAUGAGACGAGUACUAAGAAAUUGAAAGUCAUUAUUGAAAGAUGACUUUCGAUGGAAUUGCAUUUGUUCAAGAAUGGUGAUAUUGGGAUUGACAAAGUGUAAACUACUCUCCAUAUUUGAAAGUUCAGUGAGUACUAUGGUAAUUUUUUUUUUUUUUUGCAUCCUUUGGAGAAUAAAGGAAGAUACUAAAUGAUUGAUGCAAUUUUUAUUUCUUCCAAGUAGGUUAGAAAGCUCACAAUUACGUGUCAGAGCGACUGACAAUCAUUUGUUUUUCAAUAACCAUGUAUAUAAACUGCUUAAAGAAUCUUGUUAUGUUUAUGAAGCCUCCUUAGAAGGAUGACCAUGUUUCUAUCUCUAGUAGUUUCUUACUUUCUCUGCUGUUGGUAGAAACAAAGGAGGGACUGCAUUAUUGGAUGAAAGAUUUACCACUAUUAGAGGGUUAUACUCAUUAAAUUAAAUCAACUAAACAUGAAGCUAGUGACAAUACUGAAUUAAGGGAUGUCAUAUUAAUUUACUUGUAAAUUGUGUUGAGUUUAUAAAUCUCUUCUCAUCUUCCUUC
This is a messenger RNA of Cannabis sativa, 4908 nucleotides long. RefSeq names its product pentatricopeptide repeat-containing protein At2g13600. The record is from RefSeq and is a predicted model, not a curated record. The transcript is spliced from 4 exons. Gene Ontology annotation, molecular function: protein binding; RNA binding; zinc ion binding. The coding region runs from base 1072 to 3756 and encodes 894 amino acids. NCBI's taxonomy places the organism in Eukaryota, Viridiplantae, Streptophyta, Magnoliopsida, Rosales, Cannabaceae. Gene Ontology annotation, biological process: RNA modification.